AUGUCAGCCGGCCCUCCACCAGGCCACCCCUGGCCUGUCAACGUCGGCAACAACCCCAACAUCAAUCGCGACCCCCCACCACCCCCAAUCCACGGGUUCAGUGGUGGUCCCAUCCCCCAGGCCCCUCCUGCACCGGUACCUGCAGCCGCUCCCGGCGCAGCAGCAGCAGGACCACCCCAAGUCGUCGUCGAGCAACAACAACAACAACAACAACACCAGCAUAAUCCUAUCUAUGGGCCCCCUUUGCCCAUAGACAUUGCCCCUCCCCUCGGCAUAGGCAUAGGUGCGUUUCCUCCACCCGUCCUCUCUCAUCCUACCCUCGGCCUCAUGGAUCCCUUCCUCCUCGGUGGCUUUGCUGUACCACCCCCAGGCGGCGGUCCCCUCGCCCCCAUCCGCACCGGCAACUUCCUCCCCAAUGCUCAGUACGGCAUAGGUUUCGGUCUGCACGCCACCGGCGUAGCUUUUCCACCCCCACCCCCCGGCGCCAUGGCAGGCGUGCUCCAGCCAUUUGCCGCGCCCGCGCCUCUUUGGAGUCCCGCCGCCGGCGCCGGUUUGGCAUUUGGAAACGUUCCCGCUGUAGCCGGCGGCGUAGUAAUGCCUCCGCCGAUGAACAUAAUGGGUGCCGGCGGCGCUGCCACACAGCAUUACCGCCCGGCACCGCUCGUCCACGACGGAAACAAUGGACAUGACGCGCAGCCCGCUCAGACCGACGUAUCGCAGAUUGCCGGGGCCAUUCCUCCGGGCGUCAUGCUGGUCGAGUCGGCCGAACACACGAUUUUCAUGCGCAUCACCGGCAAUGUUUGUCCGUGGUUGUCGCCCGGUGCGUCGUUUGGGAUUGAGCAGCUCGCGGCGGCUAGUACCACUGGGUUAAAUCGCCUCAUUCAGAUUUGCCAUGAUGGGGUUCCUGAAGACGAGCUUGAGGGUACGGCGGUUACCGAGUGCAUUGAGCUGGGGAAUGGGCUGUGGGAGAAGGGUCAGACGUUUAGGUAUAACGAUGCUGUGUCUAAGGUGCUGACGCUGAAGGAUGCUGGCUGGGAUAAUACGAGGAAUAGGGUGGGGGGGAAUUCGCUGCAUCUGUGGGGUCAUAGGGUCUAA
Molecule: messenger RNA, 1095 nt
Organism: Bipolaris oryzae ATCC 44560
Lineage: Eukaryota; Fungi; Ascomycota; Dothideomycetes; Pleosporales; Pleosporaceae
Exons: 1
Coding region: 1-1095 (364 amino acids)
Source: RefSeq, a predicted model, not a curated record